AUAGGCAACAGUGAGAAUGUAUGCACUGGACUAUGGUGUAAAACACUUGACAUGACCUCUACACGCUGUAUAUUAGGCUUACCUGCAGAGGGGACAACGUGUGGAUCUAACAAAUGGUGUAUUGGAAGCAGCUGUGUAUUCGAUUCCAGAGCUCCGAGUCGAAGACGAGCUGAUUGUGUGUUUGGUGAUAGUCCAGGCUUGGUAUUAAGAGGGAAAACGUGUACCAAUCUACUGAGAAUUGAGCCUUUCCAAUGUUAUAGUGAUUCGAUCAAGAAAAAUUGUUGUGUAAGCUGUGAAAAGGUUAAAACUGGUAUUCCUAAUUGUGAUUACGGCGACAAGAGUACAGACUGUCAGAGAGCCAAAUCACUUGGACAAUGUUCUAGAUUCAGGAGUGUAUGCUGUCAGACUUGUAGAAAUUCUUAA
Messenger RNA from Mytilus trossulus (common blue mussel), 423 nucleotides. RefSeq lists its product as uncharacterized. The coding region runs from base 52 to 423 and encodes 123 amino acids. The transcript has 4 exons. The record is from RefSeq and is a predicted model, not a curated record. Lineage: Eukaryota; Metazoa; Mollusca; Bivalvia; Mytilida; Mytilidae.